UCAGUAAUACUUUCACUCGGUAUCAAUGUAAACAUUUUUUUUACAUUAGGUUAAUCUCUACAGCAAAAAGACAGGCAUUUCGUUUUUACAACACCUCGAUUGUGACAUUUUAUUUGAAAACAGACUUUUAUUUUGAGGCCAGGAACCGGAACCUUACUUUCACAUUCAGAGUUCCGGAGAUUGAUGCAGGUUGGUAACGUAUUGCUGGCUAACGAGAGACUACUGUUUUAGCGUUUCAUCUCCGUGAUUGCACUGGAGGAGACAAAGUAAGAAAAACACUAGAUGAACUCUCAGCACACUGGUCCAAUGAAGGUGUUGGUCACAGGGGGGUCCGGAUUGGUGGGGAGGGCCAUACAGCGUGUUAUAGAGGAUGAAGGAGGAGCUAAAAAAGGAGAGGAGUGGAUAUUUCUGUCCUCCAAAGAUGCAAACCUCAUGAACAAAGAGGAGACGCGGGCAGUUUUUGAAAAACAUCGGCCCACCCACGUCAUUCACCUGGCUGCUAUGGUGGGAGGACUUUUCAAGAACAUGAAGCAUAACCUAGACUUCUGGAGAAACAACGUCUACAUCAACGAUAACGUGCUGCAGGCGGCGCACGAGGUUGGGACAGUCAAGGUCGUUUCCUGUCUAUCCACCUGCAUUUUCCCCGAUAAAACCACAUAUCCCAUCGACGAGACCAUGAUCCACAAUGGCCCGCCUCACGAGUCCAACUUUGGCUACGCCUACGCUAAAAGGAUGAUUGAUGUUCAAAACAGGGCUUAUUUCCAGCAGCAUGGCCACAGCUACACGGCCGUGAUUCCCACAAAUGUGUUUGGUCCCCACGACAACUUCAGCAUCGAGGAUGGGCAUGUGCUGCCGGGGCUCAUUCAUAAAGCGUACAUCGCUCAAAAGGAGGGGAAGCCCCUGACGGUCUGGGGUUCAGGCUCUCCUAGAAGGCAGUUCAUUUACUCUUUGGACUUGGCUCGUCUCUUUCUCUGGGUUCUGAGGGAAUAUCCGGAGGUCGACCCGAUCAUUCUCUCUGUCGGGGAAGAAGACGAGGUCUCCAUUAAAGAAGCCGCCGAUGCAGUUGUUGAAUCUUUGGGCUUUAAAGGAGAAGUAGUGUAUGACACCAGCAAAGCUGACGGCCAGUUCAAGAAGACAGCCAGUAAUGCAAAGUUACGUCGCUACCUGCCGGACUUCAAAUUCACACCCUUCAAGCAAGCUUUAAAAGAAACGUGCGACUGGUUUGUCGCCAAUUACGACGCUGCACGCAAGUGAAGCGGUCGGCGAGCCGGUUGGCACCACAUCCGUCUUUCCAUUGACCGUUUCUCUAAGAAGCCGGUUGGGUCGGCAGUGCAGGAAAUCGGGUCAUGUGCAGGAAGUAGUGAGUCAAU
Molecule: messenger RNA, 1370 nt
Organism: Fundulus heteroclitus (mummichog)
Lineage: Eukaryota; Metazoa; Chordata; Actinopteri; Cyprinodontiformes; Fundulidae
Product: GDP-L-fucose synthase
Exons: 11
Coding region: 283-1254 (323 amino acids)
Biological process (GO): nucleotide-sugar biosynthetic process
Molecular function (GO): GDP-L-fucose synthase activity
Source: RefSeq, a predicted model, not a curated record